Molecule: messenger RNA, 1986 nt
Organism: Erythranthe guttata (spotted monkey flower)
Lineage: Eukaryota; Viridiplantae; Streptophyta; Magnoliopsida; Lamiales; Phrymaceae
Gene: HSP60-3A
Product: heat shock protein 60-3A
Biological process (GO): protein refolding
Molecular function (GO): ATP binding; ATP-dependent protein folding chaperone
Source: RefSeq, a predicted model, not a curated record
GUUUUAGUCCUUCGUUGCGGAGGAUUAAACCCCAGACAACAAAUCUCCAGUCUACGCUUCCAUUUUUUCUCACAGGCAAAACCCUCAGAAACCCUAAUUCCGCCAUGUACAGAGUCGCCGCGGCUGCCAUUUCUUCAUCGAUAAGAUCAUCUACUUCCAGAAAGCUGGCAUGUGGUGGGAUUGUGCAUAGCAGAAAUUAUGUAGCCAAGGAUAUUAGUUUUGGUACCGGAGCUCGAGCUGCUAUGCUCGCCGGAGUUAAUGAACUUGCCGAAGCUGUGAAAGUGACAAUGGGGCCAAAGGGUCGUCAUGUAAUUAUUGAAAAAACUGGGAAUCCCAAGGUCACAAAGGAUGGUGUCACAGUAGCCAAAAGCAUCGAAUUUUCAGACAAGGCAAAAAAUGUCGGAGCAGAUCUUGUGAAGCAGGUUGCCAAUGCUACCAAUAAAGUUGCUGGUGAUGGUACCACCUGUGCUACUGUACUGACUCAGGCGAUAUUCAGAGAAGGUUGCAAAUCAGUUGCCGCAGGUGUAAAUGUAAUGGACUUGCGCAAAGGCAUAAACAUGGCUGUUGAUGCAGUUAUCGCAGAUUUGAAAAGCAGAGCAAUCAUGAUCAGUACGCCUGAAGAAAUCACACAGGUGGCUACUAUCUCCGCAAAUGGUGAGCGUGAAAUUGGUGAGCUUCUAGCACGGGCUAUGGAGAAAGUUGGAAAGGAAGGAGUAAUUACUGUUGCUGAGGGAAAUAUCCUGGACAAUGAGUUGGAAGUGGUGGAGGGAAUGAAACUAGCUCGCGGUUAUAUAUCUCCUUACUUUGUUACAGAUGCAAAGACCCAAAAGUGUGAACUUGAAAAUCCUCUGAUCUUAAUUCACGAGAAGAAAAUUUCAGACAUGACCGCACUUGUGAGAGUAUUGGAGAUUGCUGUGAAGAGAAGUCGUCCUCUGCUAAUCGUUGCAGAAGAUGUGGAAAGUGAGGCACUUACUAUGCUUAUUUUAAACAAGCACCGUGCAGGAUUGAAGGUCUGUGCUGUGAAAGCUCCUGGAUUUGGAGAUAACCGAAGAGCAAGUUUAGAAGAUGUUGCCAUUCUCACUGGAGGGGAGGUCAUUGGUGAAGAAUUUGGAGCGAGUCUUAACAAAGUUCAGAUUGAUAUGCUUGGUUCUGCUAAAAAGGUCACUGUUUCUCUUGACGACACUUUAAUUCUACAUGGCGGUGGGGAUAAGAAACUGAUAGAAGAAAGAUGUGAGCAGCUAAGAACUGCCAUGCAGAAGAGUACGGCGGUGUUCGACAAGGAGAAAGCGCAAGAACGGUUAUCAAAGUUGUCUGGUGGUGUUGCAGUUUUCAAGGUUGGAGGGGCUAGUGAAGCAGAAGUUGGAGAAAGGAAAGAUAGGGUAACAGAUGCUCUGAAUGCAACUAGAGCUGCUGUUGAAGAGGGAAUUGUUCCAGGGGGUGGUGUUGCUCUUUUGUAUGCGACGAGAGUUCUUAGAGACCUCCAAACUGCAAACGAGGACCAAAAAAGAGGGGUUGAAAUUAUAGAGAAUGCUCUUAAGGCACCUACUUUUACAAUUGCCUCGAAUGCCGGUGCUGAUGGAGCGCUAAUUCUUGGAAAGCUAUUGGAACAAGAUGAUCUGAAUUUAGGCUACGAUGCUGCUAAAGGUGAAUAUGUAAACAUGGUGAAGGCUGGGAUAGUCGACCCCGUAAAAGUCAUUAGAACAGCUUUGUUAGAUGCUGCAAGUGUGUCAUUGUUGUUGACGACGACGGAGGCGAUUAUUGCCGAUGCUCAAGGACAGAAAAAUCCACUUAAAAACCGGAUGCCGAAUAUGGAUGCUAUGGGUGGGUAUUAACUUUAAGACUUACAACACUCUUUGACUUUUUUGCUAUUAUGAUUAUAUAUUAUACAGAGGCUAAUUAUUUUUUCAGACACUUCGAUAUCUAUCUAGGUUAAUUAUUGUCCCAGCAAAACAAUCCAUUUUUACUAUAUGUUCCUUAGUUUUCUUU